GGAGAAGGAGGAGUCCACUGCUGCCCACAGAUCCAGGCUUGUGCGCUGCAGUCGUGGCGUUAGCCGUUCAUGAUGGAGAGUGAGGGCGAUAGGCAACGACGGCUGCAGGGUCGGCCUCCUGACACGCCUCAUGACGACGUUCGAGACGGAUCAGCUGCUCCUGAUGUUCAAGAGGAGCCUGCCAGAGACGAGAGCAGUGGUGAGACCACACAUGGGCUGGGAGAAGAUCCGAAUGCACUUCACUUCAUCAGCUGCUCUGCUUGGGUGUGCUGUGUCUGCAGGCAUGGACGAUCCCCCGGUGUCUGGCGCUUCGGAGCCUCCUCCUGCUCCACGGCAGCAAGCAGCAGAGAUGGGGUUCGGACGCAAAACAGCGCUCUGCAAGUGAGCACGGAUGACGAGCAGGAAGUGUCCCGUCGGUGACUUGCUGUUGUUUGCGUUGGUCUGUCUGUCAGGUAUUGGGCUCCCCAUUGGUCCAAGAAUCGCUGCAUCUAUGGGCGGGACUGCUACUUCGCCCAUGGCGAGGACGAGCUGCGACUCCCCACGCACUGUAAGCACGUCCAACAGAGAGAGGCCGCGCUCCUUCCUUCCUCUCAUUUGUCGUCGUUCUCUGUGUGUCCAUCUAUCUGUUCGUCUGUGUCAGUGCCCAAGACCAAGCUGUGUCCCGUUUUCCUGAAGACGGGCGAGUGCAGCAAGGGAAGGUCAUGCCCCCUCGCACACGGAGACCAGGUGGGGGAGUGGGGGGGUGCAAUCAGUGUGGUGCAGACCGUCAUUCGUGCCUCCCUUGUGUGUCUUCUUCUCUCUCCUGAUCUGUCUGUCAGGAGCGUCAUGAUGUGAGAGAGAUGAGCGACGAGCCGUGCCGUUUCUUCUUGGAAGGGCGGUGCAAUCGGGGGUCGAUGUGCCGCUACUACCACGACACGGCUGACAAGCCGAAGACUGGCAGGGGCCCCAUACUGGGGGACUUCGUGCCGACCGCCUAUUAUCGAUCACGGAGACGUUGAGCAGCUGUACUGUGUACAUGCCUGCGGGCGGUGCUGGCUGGGCAGAUUACUCUGUCUGCGUCGUGAGUGCGCUGGCUGCAUCGAAGGUGUUGUCCCUCUGGUGGUUUGCGUGAGGUGUGCCGGCUGCGCACAGAGCGCGGUGAUGACCCAUCGCACUCUGAGCUCUUGUUUGAACACCGAACGGAAACGAGCGGAGGGUGCAGUGCAGUGGCAGCGCCUGUGUAUGGCAGUUGGAGCAGGCCGGGCCGGGCUGUGUGCAGUGAGUGAAACAGACAGACAGACAGACAGACAGACAAGGGGGGUUGUGGGCUGUGUGGUGGGGACACUGUACAGACAGAAGCAUGUAGGUUCAUGAAAUGUUUGUUACAAUGGCAGGGAGGGACAUUGAUCGAUCGAUCGGCCGUGUCAGUCGACUCAGUGAUGAAAUGAAUGAAUCCUUC
Messenger RNA from Vitrella brassicaformis, 1438 nucleotides. The record is from the annotation of a GenBank genome assembly. NCBI's taxonomy places the organism in Eukaryota, Vitrellaceae.